UAUCGAUGCGCCGAAAACGGGGAAGCGGUAUAAAACGGACACACGGCGCCGCCGGCCGCACAUCCGUCACUCGCUCACCGGCAGCAACAUGAGGGCCACCACCGUGUUCAAGGCGCUCGUCGUCUCCGCCGCCGUCCUCGGCCUGGCCCAGGCUGGCUGCAUCCCCAACAAUGGAUGCGGUGGCGGUAGCGGCCACGGCGGCCACGGCGGCAGCCGCACCAUCACCCUCCAGCUGCCGGUGCCCGUGCCCCUGCCCGUCCCCAUCGCCAUCGGCGGCGGCUGCGGCGGCUGCGGCUCUUCCUCCUGCGGCGGCUGCGCCCCCGCCCCCGCCCCCUCCUGCGGCAGCUGCGGCUCCUCCAACUGCGGCGGCUGCGGCUCCGGCUCCGGCCACUUCGGCGGCUACAGCCAGGUGUCCGCCCCCUCCUGCGGCGGCUGCGGCUCCUCCAACUGCGGCGGCUGCGGCUCCUCCGGCCCCAUCUUCUUCCAGGCCCCCGCCCCCGUGUUCCUGCCCGCCCCCGCGCCCUCAUGCGGCUGCGGCUCCUCCAACUGCCUGCGCUGCUCCGCCCCCGCCCCCGCCCCCGCCUGCUUCAGCUGCGGAUCCAACUCUAACAACUGCGGCUGCGGCUCCUCCAACGGCGGUGCCUACUACCAGGUCUCCGCCCCCGCUUCCUCCUGCGGCGGCUGCGGCUCCUCCAACUGCGGCGGCUGCGGCUCCGGCUCCGGCCACUUCGGCGGCUACACCCAGGUGUCCGCCCCCUCCUGCGGCGGCUGCGGCUCCUCUAGCUGCGGCGGCUCCUCCAGCUACGGCGGCUCCGGAUCCUCCAACCAGGCCUCCAGCUGCGGCGGCCAGAUCGUCGAGGUGACCAACACCAGGACCUUCGUGCCCCUGCCCCCCAAGCCCACCUGCAACGUCUGCUCCCUGCCCGCGCCCCAGUGCUGCUGCUGAGUUCUCGAUGCUGAAAUACACGCCCCGUGAAAAUCCCAA
Messenger RNA from Thrips palmi, 985 nucleotides. Its product is annotated as keratin-associated protein 5-1-like. The transcript has 2 exons. Lineage: Eukaryota; Metazoa; Arthropoda; Insecta; Thysanoptera; Thripidae. The record is from RefSeq and is a predicted model, not a curated record. Bases 89 to 946 code for a protein of 285 amino acids.